AUGUAUGAAAUUUGUGAUAGAUGGGUUCCCGCAUAUACGAAUCACAUGUUUUCUGCCCACAUGACUAGUAGUCAACAGGCUAAAAUUUCUCAUUCGUUUUUCAAGAGGUAUGUGUCCAAAGAAAAUUCAAUGAUGGAUUUUGUGACGCGAUUCAAUAGGGCACUUGCCAAAGUCCGACAUAAUGAAUUGAAUUUGGACCAUAAAGAUGUAAAUGAGAAGCCUCUCUUGAAAACCUCGUGGGCAAUGGAAAAGAAAAUGCGUGAAAUAUAUACAUGGAGCAUAUUUGAGAGGUUUCAAGAGGAGAUCUUUCAAAUUAAUGCUUGUAAGUUGUUUGAAUUUGAUGGAAUUCCAUGUCGGCACCUGUUGGCGUACCUUUUUAGAAUGCAAAUUAGGGAACUCCCUAGUGAAUAUAUCUUGCAUAGGUGGACGAAAACAGCAAAAGCGGGCAAGGUGAUGGAUGACUUAGGUAGUGGUGUGAAAGAAAUAUGUAACAGUUCACUUCUUGUGAGGCGACAAGGUCUCUUCCAACUUGUUUGUACAGUUAUCGAUGAUGCUAUAUUAGAUGAAGAAAAAAGUGAAGUUGUGCGAGAAGCUUUGGAAUCUAGUCAAAUGAAGAUUGCAUUGAUGAGGAGUUCUCGCCAAGAUGGUUCAACGAAUCGUAUCCAAGUGCCGCCUUCUCUCGGAAGCCAACAUAGUUUGAAAGAACCACUUCAAGUCAGGGCAAAGGGUUGUGGUAAGCGUUUGAAAGGAAGAAAAGAGAAGGCCGUCAACAAGAUGAGGAAAUGUAAUGGUUAUGGAUCUUCACAAGAUGUUAGGUUGAGUGAUGACGAGGAUGAUGACAAGGAUGACGUUGACGAUGAGUAUUCAUCAAAAUGUACAUUUGGAAGGCCCGCGAGAUGUAAUACUGUGGCUGCAGUGGUUUCUAUUGCCAUAGAAUAA
Molecule: messenger RNA, 939 nt
Organism: Rhododendron vialii
Lineage: Eukaryota; Viridiplantae; Streptophyta; Magnoliopsida; Ericales; Ericaceae
Product: protein FAR1-RELATED SEQUENCE 5-like
Exons: 4
Coding region: 1-939 (312 amino acids)
Biological process (GO): regulation of DNA-templated transcription
Source: RefSeq, a predicted model, not a curated record